This is a messenger RNA of Trichoderma harzianum CBS 226.95, 336 nucleotides long. RefSeq lists its product as hypothetical. The coding region runs from base 91 to 279 and encodes 62 amino acids. The record is from RefSeq and is a predicted model, not a curated record. NCBI's taxonomy places the organism in Eukaryota, Fungi, Ascomycota, Sordariomycetes, Hypocreales, Hypocreaceae. The transcript is spliced from 2 exons.
GGACGGAACAUGAGUUAAAUUGACGGGCCGCGCCCGUGCCGGUGCUAUGAAUACAUCCUUAAUGACUAGAGCGAGAAACGAAGCGCAAACAUGAAUCGCAAGUUCGGUCGGCGGAACGCAUCCGACGUUGAGGAACUUGCCGCCAUACGGGGACGGCAGCCGACCGGAGGCGGGGUUUUGAUUGGAAGCCGGGUUGAUUACCCAAGGCUUGAUUACCAACGCCCUUUUACAGACAGCCCUCUAUCCGUAGCUUGGAGAACUACGCGAGAGAAGCGAUAAGUGAAGGGCUUUUAAACACUCUUUGUUUCUCUCUUUCCUGCUUCCUACACACUUAUC